AUGUAAUGCUAGUAUUUGUCACAUAUCACAUGUUAGAGGAGGAGCACUUCUCUCUUCUAUAAAACGUCUGCUGGCUUCAUCUGUAACCUGAGAUCCUGCAAACAAGGAUAAAACUUUUCUCAGACUACAAUGUCAAUGUCUGACAACAUCAAGAAACAAUCUGGGAUGGAGAAUGAGGAGAAGAAAAAGGAAAAUUCCAGCCUUGACCAGCUUGAAACUGAGAUCAGUAAACUCAGCAUAAAGGACUCAUCUGACAGAAAAGAUAUCAGAGUCAAAUUUUUGAUCAAUGUUGCAGUGGGAGUGACACCUGAAAUGAGCACAAAUGCUGAAUCACAUUGUCAGAAGUUUCUUGAUCUUCUGAAAAGUCAAGCCUUCAGGGAUGAGGAUGGGUUACGUUAUGAGGACAUUGCUGUCGUUUUUGGCCUUAAUGGAAAAGAAUCAGAUAAAGAAAUUAUAAAAACUGAGUUGAGAAAAACUGUUGAAAGUGAAAUCACUUUUAAAAAAUGGGGCUUUCUAUGGUCAGAUGAUAACAAAAUCCCAUAUCGACUAAUAAGAGAGGAAAAUAAACAAUCUGAGCACACCAAGGAAUUUGUAAGAAAUUUCAGGGAGAACAACCCUGAAGUUCCAAUCUACUUCUGCUUUUUUGAUGCAGACACAGUUGGUUUUAAUGAGGUGUUGAGUUCUUACAUAGAUGUAAUCAGUGAGCACAACUACCCAACAGUAAUGUCAACUGGUUUUCUGUUCCCUGAAGACAGUGAGUUCAGAAUACAGAGUGACCAUGACCGAGAAGUGCGCAUAAUAACAGCUGAGCACUUUCCUCUGGGCACUUACUACCCAGAGCCUAACUUCUGCGUGCUUCUACCUGAUGGAUGUGACACUCUUCCUGAGUGUUUUAAUGGUGCAGAAGAUACACAAAUGAACAUGGAAUCUCCUGUUUUGAUAAGACAAGUAAAACAACGCAAGGGUUUCUCUGCUGUGUUUGCAAACAAAAAACCAAUUAUUACAUGUGAUUCAAGACAAAAACAUAGUCACACCAAACCACGGACCUGGGCAAUUAGCGCUUAUACACACAGAGAGCUUAUAAUCACUAGUAGGUGUAAAGAAGAAUAUAUAAGAGACAGGACUAAUGCAUGUGGUAUAUAUUACUUUGCUAUAUCUUUGUUAGGGACUCUUUUAAAGUCAGAAAAGAGGGCACAAGAGAUAGAAAUGGGUGAAUAUUUUGCAGGUGAUGGUGCAGAUAAAGUAAUUCAGGCAGCUAAAGCUGUUCGAGGAUAUCUAAGCCAAAUAAAUGCAGAACAGAAUGAUGCCAGAGGUUUGGAAGAUCCACGAGAGCAAGAAGAGACAGAAGAGCAAGAAGAGACAGAAGAGUCAGAAGAACUAGAAGAGACAGAAGAGCUAGAAGAUCCAGAGCAAAGAAGAGCUAGAAGAGAGAGGAAGAAGAGGUAG
Molecule: messenger RNA, 1446 nt
Organism: Cyprinus carpio (common carp)
Lineage: Eukaryota; Metazoa; Chordata; Actinopteri; Cypriniformes; Cyprinidae
Exons: 3
Coding region: 130-1446 (438 amino acids)
Source: RefSeq, a predicted model, not a curated record